This is a messenger RNA of Triticum dicoccoides, 705 nucleotides long. RefSeq lists its product as uncharacterized. The record is from RefSeq and is a predicted model, not a curated record. NCBI's taxonomy places the organism in Eukaryota, Viridiplantae, Streptophyta, Magnoliopsida, Poales, Poaceae. The coding region runs from base 125 to 619 and encodes 164 amino acids. The transcript has 2 exons.
GGAUCCCAAACAAACAAACAGAUCAUUGUACCACCAGACCAAACCCAACCCUACCCGGCGCCACCCCAGAAAAGAAAAUUUUCCAAGUAGAUCGAUAUAUGGAUUGACGGAGGUUGUACCGACGAUGGCCGACGACGAGCUGGUGGUGCCGGAGGCCGACGAGCGCAGCCGUUGGAUAGUGCGGCACCCUGUGGGCUGCGCCGGCGUCUCGCUUGUUUGCAUCUACUGCCAGUUGGUCACUGACGACCCGCCCUUGACGCUCCUCAUCCUUCUGCUCGGCCUCCUCGCCGUAUUUCUUUACGACCUUGCGUGGCUUUAUGCAAACGACAGUGAUGUGGCCGCCGACGAGCUGGAGGAGGAGGUGGAGCUGGCGGUGCCGGAGGCCGACGAGCGUAGCAGAUGGGCAGUGACGUGCCUUAUCGGCUGCGCCGGCGUCUCGCUUCUUCGCAUCGCCUGUCUGGUCGACCACCACAACAACCCCCGCAUGAGGAUCCUCAUGCUUCUGCUCUGCUACCUUGGCGUAUUUCUUUGCGGCCUUUUCGAGGCUUUUGUUAUCCAAAGGUACCUCAAUGUGGAGGGUCAGCAAAAACUAGUAGAUAAAUUCUUGUUACUCUAUUAAUCAAUAAAUCAAUCCUUGCAUCUUUCUAUCUAUCUGUAAUUCUUUUUGAACACUAUCUAUCUGUUAAUCGUAUAUUUAUCAGUCAA